AUGCUUAAUUACAACCAGAUGGUUCAAGUGUGUCAAAACAUAUCGGGACAACUACUCAAUUUUACGGAUAGCAAUAAUGAAACACGUUGCGCAUGUCUUCUUAUCACAUCCUCAUCGAAAAGAUUGCCUCUAGUCGUCUGGCUUCAACCAUCAAUUGUUUACCCGACGUCAGUGUACGACACGAACUUCACAGUCGAAGCAUAUACUGCCAACCUAACGGGUACGAUCAGGGGUCCUUCUGGUUAUCAUUUACUUCUUCCAGCCGCUCGAAUCACGAAAAAUUUCGAAUGUGGUCUUAUUAAUUGUAUCGCUUGGGAUACUUGGUAUCGAAAUUUUAACCGAUCUGACCCGAAGAUGAACGUGGAUGUUCAAGCAAUCGACUAUUUUAUUAAUCAUACAGUAUACCAUAUGUCCAAUCUUCAUGUUGAUUCGACUCGUGUAUUUCUAUCUGGUUGGAGCAAUGGAGCCUCGAUGGCAUUGCUCUAUGCGCUCAACACACCCAAUAUUGCUGCUGCUGCCGUAUAUUCAUCAACCAAUCCUUAUCAAAACGACAAUGAUCCAUGCUCACAAACACCCAAUCCAUCGAAAAAUACAUCAGUACUCGAUUUAGUCAAUCAGUGUGAUUCUACAGGUAUCUGUGUAGGGGGCCAAGAAUUCAUUGUUGACUUGCAGAAUCUCUAUAAUAGUCACCUGAAUUAUCAAUUUAUCAGUAUGAACGGAUCUUCUAAUCUUAUGCCGAAGCCGCCGUGUAUAAAUUGUACAGAAUGGGCAGGUUUGGCUAAUCACGAUCGAUGGCCUGUCAAUCUCAAUAACCAAAUAUUUUAUGGCUUUUUUCGAAACAAUACAUCACAUUGA
Rotaria sp. Silwood2 is the source of this 855-nucleotide messenger RNA. The record is from the annotation of a GenBank genome assembly. Lineage: Eukaryota; Metazoa; Rotifera; Eurotatoria; Philodinida; Philodinidae.